CAGCCACGCCUCCCUUCUUCUUCUCCAUGCGGAUCAGCUGGAGAGCGUGCAGGCCGGCACUGAGCCAGGCACUGCACAAGAGAGCUAGCUCCAUAAGACUUCCCCGAAGAGUAGUUGCCGACAACAGACCAAUCACCAAGGUUCAAACCAUCAUCAUAAAGCCUACCUCAAAGCAUCCGGCGCUCCAGAGACAAGCUGCAGAGAGUUUCUCUGAGCUACGACUGAGGGGAGAUGUGGUGGAUGCUCUGGGCAACAUUGGUCUCAGCCAACCCACUGUCACACAGAUGCUCACAAUCCCCCAUAUUUUGAAGGGAAGAAAUGUACUCUGUGCUGCAGAGACAGGAUCUGGCAAGACGCUGGCCUACCUUGCCCCUGUAAUCAGUGAGUUAAGGAGAGAAGAGGCAGAGGAGGGUGUGGUCCCACGCCUCAGGAGACCGCGAGCACUGGUCGUGCUACCCUCCAGAGACCUAGCCUCGCAAGUCCUGGCGGUUGCCAAGUCCCUGUGCCACGUGGCCAGGUUUAGAGCCGUUGGACUCAUCCGAGGUGGCAAAAAGCGCAAUAUCCGCAACUCCCUGCUGAGUCCGGUGGACCUGGCAGUAACUACGCCUGACGCUCUCCUCCAGUUCAGGAGACAAGAGCAGAUCCAACUGAGUGACGUGAGGUUUCUAGUGGUGGAUGAAGCAGACACAUUGUUUGAUCGCUCAUUUCAAGAGGCAACCACCAGCAUCAUCAGAACUAUAAAGGCCUCGACCACCAAGCCUCUGUCUGGGGCAGACCAGCAACCUGACAGAGGAGGGGCCCAGGUGAUAGCAGUUGCAGCCACUCUCUCCACUCACCUGAUGGAGAGCCUCCAGUCACUAGUACCUUCGGUGAGCGUGGUGACUACAAAGAGCCUGCACAAGAUCUUACCACACAUCGAGCAGCGUUUCCAUAAAGUGACUCAGACUGAAAAAGCAGAUAAGCUGCUGAGUAUAAUUCGUGAGUGCCCCGGUGAUGUGUUCAUGGUGUUCUGUAACACUGUUUCCUCGUGCGACUGGACGUCUCAUUUCCUUCAGACCAACAGAACACCAGUCACCACACUACACGCCGGAUUCCGUGCAUCAAGUCGGAAGGAUUUGAUACGGCCAUUCAGCGAGGGAGAGACAAGAGUACUGGUGUGCACUGACCUAGCCUCGAGGGGCAUUCACCAUGAAAAGGUGACCCACGUCAUCCUAUUUGAUUUCCCGCACACCAUGGUAGACUAUCUUCACCGAGUGGGCAGGACCGGGAGGGUUGGAUCAGCCAAUGCCAACUGCAGAGCCUCAAUCCUCAUGACACAUCGUCAGGAUGUCAAAACUGCCUGGCAGAUCAAGGAUGCAGCAGAGAAAAGAGAGGCCAUCAUGAACCAAAAGAUGAACAAACGCUUGCAGUCAUUAUCAUGAGCUCACGCACAGAAAUCAGUCACACAGCCAUCAUAUUAUUCUGUCAAUCACUGUACCUUCCAUACAACAAGUCAUAAAAUCAGUGAAGGGAGCAAUUGUGGGGAAAGUGAGAAGUGAGUGGUGAGGGGCAGUCGACAUAAAGACCAAUACCAUCUGGACGUUCUUGGCUAUCUGCUUGCUUCUUCCGCUUCUCUAAGGGCGGCUGUCUCCCUGCGGAGCUCUCUGACGACAGCAGCCAGAGCCUCUGGGUUGACUCCAGCCUCCAGAAGUUGGACACACACCUUCAGAGUCUCCUCAUCCAGACCUGUGUUCAAAAGGUCUGAUAUCUCCUUCACAGUCUUCAUGGCGUCUCGAGCCUCGGCAAUUCUGUGUGUCGACGGACCGGCACCUUCCUUGCUGGCG
Molecule: messenger RNA, 1823 nt
Organism: Geodia barretti
Lineage: Eukaryota; Metazoa; Porifera; Demospongiae; Tetractinellida; Geodiidae
Source: the annotation of a GenBank genome assembly